Messenger RNA from Neoarius graeffei (lesser salmon catfish), 2453 nucleotides. RefSeq names its product fibroblast growth factor 10b (gene fgf10b). The transcript has 3 exons. Lineage: Eukaryota; Metazoa; Chordata; Actinopteri; Siluriformes; Ariidae. Gene Ontology annotation, molecular function: growth factor activity; chemoattractant activity; type 2 fibroblast growth factor receptor binding. Gene Ontology annotation, cellular component: cytoplasm. Gene Ontology annotation, biological process: animal organ morphogenesis; secretion by lung epithelial cell involved in lung growth; fibroblast growth factor receptor signaling pathway. Bases 63 to 719 code for a protein of 218 amino acids. The record is from RefSeq and is a predicted model, not a curated record.
GUGUGUGUGUGUGUGUGAGGCUGUAGUGCUGUUCCCGCUGCUGCAGUGAUGAUGAAGGUGAGAUGGAGCGCGCGGAGCGGAUGGUGCUGUGCGCGCUCGCGGUGCUCGUGACAGCGCUGAUGGGCGCGCGCGCCGUCACCUGCAGCAUCGCGGGACAGCCUCAACCUCACGCGCUCCCGGUCAUCACCGCAAACACCACCGACAGCUCCAGCUCCUCCGGCUCCUCCGGCUCCUCCAGCUUCUCCAGCUCCUCCAGCUCCUCUCCACGCUUGUGCUCGGCUGCACCGGCUCGGCGCGCGCGCAGUUACCCGCACCUGCAGGGCGACACGCGCCGCCGGAAGCUCUACUCCUUCCAGAGUCUCUUCCUGCGGAUCGACGGCAGCGGGAGAGUCAGCGGCACCAGGAGCAGACACGAUGUGCACACUGUCCUGGAGAUCACAUCUGUGGAUGUGGGAGUGGUGGCCAUACGGAGCCUGACCACAGGUUACUACCUCACCAUGAACAGAAGAGGAGAAGUGUUCGGAGAGAGAGAGUACAGUGUGAACUGUCGGUUGAAGGAGCGCAUCGAGGAGAACGGCUACAACACGUACGCCUCAGCGCAGUGGAGGAAACGACACAGAGCAAUGUUCAUUAGCCUGAACACUAACGGGAAACCGCUGCGUGGCACAAAAACACACAGGAGGAACACAAACACACACUUCCUGCCCAUCAGUGUGUGAGUGUGAGACAAACCCACACGGAGUGACGGGACACACAGCACGAUGGUCAAGAUCAUCAACGUGUAAUAAAGGACUGGUGAGACGUGUGUGUGAGAAGCUCAGGACUGAAGAACAUGGAGGGGUUCACUUCAUACUGAUCUGGCAUUAGAUCAGAACUUUUAUUCCUCUGCAGCAGUGAAUUAAACACCUACACACACAAACGCACACACCCACAUAUGCAGGAAGCUGGUCCCAGACCUAUUCUGAAGUUAGAAUUCAGAACCUGGAAUUCAGAAUUUAGGAUUCAGAACCUGGAAUUCCAAAGUUAGGAUUCAGAAUCUAGGAUUCAGAACCUGGAAUUCCAAAAAUUCAGAACCUGAAUAUCAGAACCUGGAAUUCCAAAGUUAGAAUUCAGAACCUGGAAUUCAGAAUUUAGGAUUCAGAACCUGAUUAUCAGAACCUGGAAUGCAGAAUUUAGGAUUCAGAACCUGGAAUUCCAAAGUUAGAAUUCAGAAUCUGGAAUUCUGAAAUUAGAAUUCAGAACCUGGAAUUCUGAAGUUAGAAUUCAGAACCUAGCAUUCCAAAGUUAGAAUUCAGAAUUUAGGAUUCAGAGCCUGGGAAUAUCAGAACCUGGAAUUCCAAAGUUAGAAUUCAGAACCUGGAAUUCUGAAGUUAGAAUUCUGAACCUGAAUAUCAAAACCUGGAAUUUAGGAUUCAGAAUCUGGAAUUCCAAAUAAUUCAAAAUCUGGAAUUCUGAAGUUAAAAUUCUCAACCUGAAUAUCAGAACCUGGAAUUCAGAAUUUAGGAUUCAGAACCUGAAUAUCAGAGCCUGGAAUUCAGAAUUUAGGAUUCAGAAUCUGGAAUUCCGAAGUUAAAUUCUGAAACUGAAUAUCAGAACUUGGGACUCACCCUAGAAUUCAGAAUUUGAAAUUUAGAAAAUGAAAACUCAGAGCGCAACACUCUCAACCUGAAAUUCAGAACCUGGAACUCAGGAAUAGACCACAAAAAAAAAAAAAGAAUUUAAGACAUGAAGCUCCAAGGAUUUGCAAUUCAGAACCUGGAAUUGUGGAAAUCAGAUGAAUCUCAACUUGUAACUGGCACAGACUUCAGAACUGAAGUGAAACAGAACUCAAAACUUGUGAGAAUUCAGAACUUAAAAAUAUAAAAACAAGGUAUCUAAAACUUAAACAGCUCAGACAGCAUAUAAUAAUAAUAAUAAUAAUAAUAAUAAUAACCAAUAGACUAGAAGGAUAUUUGAGUAACAUCCAUGUAGGGGUGAAACCCUUUACUAUGCAGAAGACUGUUCUGCUUGGAUCAGUGAGGAUCCUCUGUAGGGCCCUGGAUUGCUGAGGGGACUUUUUGUGGCCAGCACAGGACUCACCAGUACAUACGUACUGUGAAGGAAAUCAUAUCUCAUCUCAUCUCAUCUCAUCUCAUCUCAUCUCAUUAUCUCUAGCCGCUUUAUCCUGUUCUACAGGGUCGCAGGCGAGCUGGAGCCUAUCCCAGCUGACUACGGGUGAAAGGCGGGGUACACCCUGGACAAGUCGCCAGGUCAUCACAGGGCUGGAAAUCACAUCAAUAAUAAUAAUAAUAAUAAUAAUUCAUAAGAGAACCUGAAUCUGAGAGAUGUAACCGGAUCUUCUCACAUCAGUGCUGAGACGUGUGGAGCUGCUCCAGGGUUCUGAGACACGAUUAUUUAUUUAUUUUCACUUGAUGUGUAAAGUGUAGUAGAGUAUAGUACUAAAGAAUCUGAUA